Pungitius pungitius (ninespine stickleback) is the source of this 1569-nucleotide messenger RNA. RefSeq names its product metabolism of cobalamin associated C (gene mmachc). The record is from RefSeq and is a predicted model, not a curated record. Lineage: Eukaryota; Metazoa; Chordata; Actinopteri; Perciformes; Gasterosteidae. Gene Ontology annotation, cellular component: cytoplasm. The coding region runs from base 7 to 804 and encodes 265 amino acids. The transcript has 5 exons. Gene Ontology annotation, biological process: cobalamin metabolic process. Gene Ontology annotation, molecular function: cyanocobalamin reductase (cyanide-eliminating) (NADP+) activity; FAD binding; demethylase activity.
GUAGAAAUGGCGGCUUCCACGUCCAAUGUGGAGGAUAUUACACGACUAUUAGAAGAGCAUUUAUCAAAAUUGGGAUUUGAAAUAUAUCCUCUGAAGGUCGGCUGGUACAACUCGGUGCUGCCUCCCUCCCUGCGGCUCGGGCACCCUGAUGACCGCCUGGCCGUGCUGGUGCUCAGCACUCCGGCCAUGUUUGAAGAAGCCUUUCUGCCCUUCGUGGAGCAGAGAGGCUUCCAGACGCUGUCCGACCCGGUGGACCAGUGUGUCCGACACUGCGUCUCCUCUGCUGUGGCCCAGUGUUUCGCAGGUAACGAGGUGGAUGUGAGCUACGACUACGAGCUGCUUCCCAGCAGGAAGCCCAGGUUUUUGGCUCAGACUGCAGCCCACGUGUGCGGAGCAGCUUUCUACUACCAGCAGGCGGACGUCAGGGAGCAGCCCUGGGCCCACAAAAAGAUGUUUGGAGUGUGUGUGCACCCAAGGUUCGGGGGCUGGUUUGCCAUCAGAGCCCUGUUGGUGUUUGGGGGGGUGACGGUGGACUCUGAAAUGCUACAGCCAGAUCCUCCAGACUGUGUCCCCUCCAGAGAGGGAAGGAUCCAGCUCCUGGAGGCUUUCAACCUCCGCUGGCAGGACUGGAGCUACAGAGACGUCGUGCCUCCGGUUCAGAUCUACUCUCAGAGACAGAAGGACUACUUUUCCACUCCUCCCGCUCAGCGCGUGGCUCUGCUCAGGACCUGGGGCUUCCUGUCCAGAGGAAGCGAAGCCGUUGAUUCUCAGACUCCAGCUUCCUGCCCAGAAGAAGUCUGCUGAGCUUCGGAGGAAGAUUUAAUGAGCUGCUUGCGAUGUGAUUCAGGAUGAGUGAAACCUGUGUACCGCUACUUUAAACACGGCCGCUGCCUUUCACCAAAUAUUCUGAUAUUAUAUAUUUAGAUAAUGCACUUUGUGUCCGACUAUCAACAAGACAACCUGGAUAACACUUUUAUAUUAUGUUAAAAUGAAGCCAUAAAAAGAACAAUGAAAACAAAAUAAAUGCAUCCAUUGGUUUGAUUUCAUAACACAUGAAAAAAUGUAUAUUAUUUGUUUAUAUACUUAGAUUUCUCCUAAAGUCAACCAAAUGUAACCUUAGAUUACACUUCAUGGCAUAUAUGAACAUUACAUUUCAGAAAACAUAAUUAACUUUACAUAAAAUAUAAAAGUAAAACUAAAAAAUAGGAGAUUCUACUCAGCAGUAGCAGUGUGGUGAGCAGUGACUGCUGCUUAGACAUUAUGGGCAAUAUGCUAUACAAAAUAAAAUGAAUUAAAUUUAAUUCUAAAAAGGCUUACAUUUAUAUUAAGUAUAUCCUCCCCUUCGUCCCCCAGUUGCUCUGCAGUGGCCUGCAGCAGCAGGUGUAUUCUCAUGUUCCUCCUCUAGAGGAGGCUGUUCUCCAGAUGAAGCAUUGAGGGGUUUCUGUUCUUUCUGAAUAUUUCUUAUUCAGAAAACAAUUUUCAGAUAAUAAAUAUAAAUGAAUCUGAUUUAACUCUGUGUCUCUCUGCAUCUCCUCUCCUCACCCUUUCCCUCAUGCAACUUGUCCUUCU